AUGAAGGCCUCCCUUUGGCCAUUGGCCUACAUUCUCGCCGGCCUCGUCUUCCGUGCCGGCCUUCUUCUGUGGGGUCAACAUCAAGACGCAACACACGCAGUGCCCUACACAGAUGUCGACUACCUCGUGUUCUCUGAUGCUGCCAAGCUUCUUGUCGAUGGUUGUCCUCUUUCGCGCACAGUGGCCCAACCCGGCUACGAAUCGGACGCUGAUCUUCUGAACCGCACCGACAUUCACUGUGCUCGAGGCAUCGUGCCAGCAGCAGCGCGCUUCCUCCUGGCUAACGAUCCAAACAGCCAUACUCCAGCGGAUAGACUCAAGCCACACGACUCGGACCACAUGUAUUUUUGGGCCAAGCAAUGCUACCGAUUCGCCAAAGCAGCUUUCGAUCUACUAGCUUCGCUCGGCGACCCAUAUGCUAGGCCGACAUAUAGAUAUACUCCGUUCUUGGCAGCGAUACUGUCACCAAUCCAUGUGUUUGGCUGGACCAACUUCGGCAAAUACAUCUUUGCGGUAUCGGAUCUUCUGUGCGCGGUGUUCAUGUGGUUGAUCCUCGAUGGUCGUCGCCCACAAGGGUCAUCAGCUGGCAUUUACGUACAUCUGCCUGGCUUGUUGUGGAUUCUCAACCCAAUGGUUGCGCAGAUAUCAACUCGCGGAUCGUCUGAAGCACUGGUAGGGCUACUUGUCUUGUCGUUCAUCUACUUCUUCCUGAAGGCAAACCCAGAAGCUCCUUUGGGGCUCAAAGCCAAGUAUCUCCCUGCUUUCACAUCUUCACCCUUCGCAAACGGUGCAGACGACGACUCAAAGGACAUAUCACAGGUAAAAUCAGAGCAUGAUCUGGACGAGGCACCAACAUACCAAGUAGUCCCACCAGAAAGUGCCUACAACGUGCUCGAUUGGUCGUUGGAAGCCUACAUGGCCCCGAUCCUGCUUGGUCUCGCGACCCACCUCAAACUUUUCCCUGUCAUCUACGCAGUCCCCAUUCUCGCCCACUUGCAUCGAUGCACAAUCUCGGCAUACUCCCCCGAUCGCCGCGCAUCGCUCAGCCUAUGGACAAAGCACGCAGCAGGAAUGCAAUUCGGUUUUGUCGCAUUCUACGCUUUCAUGGCCGCCAACUUUGUCGCUUGGCUACUCUGGGGCUCUCCCUUCAUCGAUCACACUUUCCUCUACCACUUACACCGUGCCGACCACCGACACAACUUCAGCCCUUACUUCCUCGGCACCUACCUUUCACUCUUCAACUCGACCACCACCCAUGCAUCUCUGGAAACACGCAUUCUCGCAUCACCACUACUCUCGUUCCUCCCUCAACUUCUCACCGUCACUGCGCUAGGGUAUCACCUGGGCAGACGCGACGUAGUGGCAGCAAUGACAGCACAGACGAUCGCCUUUGUCGCAUUCAACAAGGUCUGCACCAGUCAGUACUUCCUCUGGUUCCUCUGGCUCUUGCCGCUCGUUUGGCCCAGUCUCAAGGUGGGUAAAGUCGAGACGGGGAUCGCAUUGCUAGCAUGGGUUGGAGGCCAGGCUUUGUGGCUUUCGCAAGCGUAUCAGCUCGAAUUCGAGGCAAGGCAGGUCUUUGCUAGGAUUUGGGCCAGCGGGUUAGUGUUGGUGCUGGUUCAUGCUGGGUUGUUAGUGUGGUUCUUGUCGUCAUGGACAAAGUUCAGGGUCAAUGUUCAGAAGCAUGGGCUCAAGGCACAGAACGGUGCCGUGGUCAAGACAGUCAAGUCUCAGUGA
Molecule: messenger RNA, 1734 nt
Organism: Ustilago hordei
Lineage: Eukaryota; Fungi; Basidiomycota; Ustilaginomycetes; Ustilaginales; Ustilaginaceae
Exons: 1
Coding region: 1-1734 (577 amino acids)
Biological process (GO): GPI anchor biosynthetic process
Cellular component (GO): membrane; glycosylphosphatidylinositol-mannosyltransferase I complex
Molecular function (GO): alpha-1,4-mannosyltransferase activity; GPI mannosyltransferase activity
Source: RefSeq, a predicted model, not a curated record